UUAUUUCCGCUCCUGCCUAUGAGUAAAAACAUUGCACUAUCAUGUUCAGAUAAAGCGUCAAAAUGACAUUAAUCGCUUAUCUCGCUUGCGGUUUAUCACUCCGACUUGCUAGCAAUAAAGAGAAGAUUUCAGUGUUCGAUGGUGGUGAACCGCGCGAAAUCACCGAAUUGAGGAAAUGCACUACAAGGCGUAUCUUUUUUCUGGCUUUGCUGUCUUGUGCAUAGUUUACUUCGUCUGCUUUCAUCAGAUCUUCAAAAAUAACUCCACAACUCUUCAAAUAUGCAUCGAUGAAUACUCGGAGGAAAUCGCGUCAUUUCUCAAAAUCUCGCAAAUUUCAAGUCACACAGAAUUAUUUUCAACCCCGAGUAAUUUCCCUAGCACAGAGGCAAUCAGUGCCGAAGUAACAAAUGAAUCGCAAACAACGGUGAGUCUAGAACAAAUCCCAGAUCCUUCUUCAAAACAAAGAGAAGACUCGAUCAAUACCGAGACUCAUCUUCUUCAAAAUUCUGCCACAACGUUGUUGGCAUUGGAGGAAACUGAACCCAACCCAUGGAAAACUUGUCCUGAGCCGGGGCAAGGUCCGCAGAGCACCUUCCUGUCAGCCCUAGUGGACGGUCGUCUCGGAAAUGUGGUUUGGUCGUAUCUCUCUGUUGCAAUGGCUGCCAAAAUCUACAACCUUCGCCCGGUUUUGACUGCCUCAACCGUCGACUUUCUGCACCAGUCGGUUUUCGAACAAUCCUCUUUGAAAAUCCCAACCAUCGAGUGGCUUGACAAAAAAUGCAACAUGGACGGCUGGCUCAUGAACCUUUACUUGAACGAAACCACUACGGUUCUGCAGUCCAAGAGCAUGUUGUUCGAGGAAAUGGAGAACAUGCCAACGGACGGUUUCAAAAUGAUUAAAUACUCCUUCUUCAUUACAAAUUCGGAGCAGCUCAUUCCUUUCUGGCGAGAGUUGAAAAAUGAACUGGUGUUGAAAGAAAAUCUGAAGAUUGCAGCGCAGAUCGAGCUCCACAGAUUUUCGAAAUUGUACCAGGUGAUAAAUAGAAAUUAUUCUAUGGAAUACGUUGGCGUGCACGUCAGACGGACGGACUACGUGCACCAUAUGAACGCCGUGCAUCCAGGUUCAAAGGUGGCAAGUCCUAAUUUCUUUCAUCAUGCAAUGAACUGGCUGCUAACGGAGCGGGAGAAACCAUUGCUGUUCGUGGUGGUCAGCGACGACCGCAACUGGACCAAAACGAACAUUGUUGACAAGAGAUUUGACACCUUUUUGGCAGGGGACGGCAAUGAAUCAGAUCCGGGGCUGGACCUGGCUUUGCUGGCCGCCUGCAACCACACAAUUUUCGCCUAUGGCACUUUCGGGCUGACAGGCGCGAUGCUCAACAGCUGGCAUGGCGCUAUCAAUAUAAUUUUCGACCCACAAAACCGAACGGUGACAAAAGAAAUGGAGCUGGCGUCCAAUAUGCCCGGCUGGCGCAUCAUGGACGACGACGGCAAUAUUAAUUACAGGGACACACGCUUCAACUCCGAGUUCUACUUGCAUCCUCGCAUCCCAGAGUGAACAGAAUCCGCUGAGUCGCUAUUUAUUUGCUUUGGAAAGCAAAUUGCAUUCAUCGAAUGAAGUGAUGACUGAAUUAUAUAGCAGAAAAACGGUCUUGAGUUGUGCGUUUCCGCGAGGACGCUUUGUAUCCAGCUGAUAAUGUGUUCGCGAUAAACAACUAUCGCAUGACCUCCUCCCAUGUGGGUGAUUAUUCUGAGGAGGAUACCUUAUUAAUUGCUGUGCCGCCAAGCCUUUAAGACCAAGAUUAGCGAACAUGUUUGGAGUAAAAAUGUAAUUACUAAAAUUUCGAUUGCUUGCUAUAUAUUUUGACAUAUUAUCUGAAAACAUUUUUAUUUUUAUCUCUUCUUGGCGAAAAAAAAAUCCUGCCGCUUUGAAGUGUGAAGUUUAUUGCGAAAUAACAUAAUUUACUCAUUUCACACUGAUAUGUAGUGACGUUUAGGCAGCAACUAGAUUAUCAAAUUCCUUAGCGAAUCCUUAUCUUAAAAGAGGUGGAAAUUUGGAGGGUUAAGAAUUUUAGAUAGCCACCGAUUUUUCUCUGUGCCACUCAUGAAUCCGUCCAAAUCAGCCAAAACUGUCUAAAUCAUCAUUAACACCUCAAACCCAAGAAUUCAUUUUGUGUGGUAGAAUUACUAUAGGCUAAAUUUGAAUUUUUAUAUCGUAAAUUUGGACCAAAAAACGUCUUUUAAUUUUAUAAUAAUUUUCAUCCCGAAUAAAAACUACUGCUUUGAAGUUUUAUUAUUUAAGGUUCAUGAAAAUGCGUCAAAUUUGACCUAGUUUCAUCACCAAAAUUAGUCAUCUCAUCCCUAGGAAAAAUGAAAUUUAUCCAUAUUGUACGGAACUUAAUAAUUGAUGUGUAGAAAGAGCUAUUUUUAACACAAUUGGCCAUAAAAUAAAAACAAUAAAAAACGAUAUGAAUAAAUAUGCUUGUUCGCAAUCGAAGAGAUAAUAUUUAUAAAUAAUA
Molecule: messenger RNA, 2519 nt
Organism: Cloeon dipterum
Lineage: Eukaryota; Metazoa; Arthropoda; Insecta; Ephemeroptera; Baetidae
Product: galactoside alpha-(1,2)-fucosyltransferase 2-like
Exons: 4
Coding region: 176-1558 (460 amino acids)
Biological process (GO): carbohydrate metabolic process
Cellular component (GO): membrane
Molecular function (GO): galactoside 2-alpha-L-fucosyltransferase activity
Source: RefSeq, a predicted model, not a curated record